CGAGGUGCGUAAUUAUAAUGAUGGCGUUUAUAUCAAUGAUGUUGAUGGUACUAAGUUUGGUAGUUGGGUCUGAAACGACGGAGCCCGAAUGUUCUACUUUCAACUACGAGGAAAAAAUGUUGGAAAAGAUGGUGAGGAAUGAAUUCAAAAUGGAGCAGGCGUUGUAGCGUAUAGAUGAUUUUGAAGGGCUAAUGCUCAGACAGAAUCGCACAAUUCAAGGCGCAAUUGGUACUUUAAAAGCAAUCGAAGCAAGGCUUGAUUCCAAACUGUCGAAGUCCUCAACUGGGGCAACAUAUAUUCGAUGGGGUCGUGCAUCGUGUCCUUUUUCGAACAACAGUCUCGUGUACCAUGGAUUCGCGUCGGGCACUGACCUUGCUAGCUACGGAGGGGCCGCGGAUUUUCAGUGUCUACAUGCCGAUCCUGAACUGGAAACUGUAGUCACAAGAGCUGACUAUAGAAGCAACAUAGUCGGGUCUGAGUACUCAUCACACGGAGCAACAGCCUUGUCUUCAUUGGCAGACUUCGAAGUGCCAUGCGCUGUUUGUUUCACGAAUGCUACAACAACCCUUAUGAUUCCAGCAAGAAAGACGUGUUACAGCGGAUGGAAACUCGAGUACCGCGGUUUCCUGAUGGCUGAGCGCGACCUUCAUCAUAACAACAAGCAAUAUACAUGUGUUGAUAAGGACGCCGAGGCAGCCCAAGGAAGUAGUUCAGCAAAUAUUGAUGGGGCGACUUUCCAAUUUGUGUUUCCGUCGUGUGGAACAUUGAAAUGUUCUCCGUACAACAGCGCAUCUGCACUUGCAUGCGUAUUUUGUUACAAAGUGUAGGACGCACAUGAUUUCCCGAAAUAAUAACAUGUAUAUUUCUCAUCGAAAAGUCAUAAGUGACAGCAUGAGACUCUAACUAUGUACUUGCAAAACUUUUACAGACAAUUAUCAGGUCGUGUAGGUGUGUUGGAACAAUAGCAAAUGUUAGUAAGAAUUUAUGCCUAUGAUCCGAACAAAAUGCCUUAUAGUCAUAUGAAAUGUUAUUUAAAAGAAAUAUUUUUAAUAUGAACGAAAAAAUAAAAUAUGUUAUAGUGAUUUUAACCGAUAAGACGACAUUAUUACUUUGUUUCUCCUGUUGUCGUUAAGGUCUGAUUAAUCGUAUAUUUAUGUUUUACUACGCUUUACAGCCUCCAAACAAUCCGUCUUGUGCCUAUAAAAUGACAUACUUUUCUAUAUAUAAUGUUCUCUUCAUUUUGACAAACACUUGUUAAAAAGCGUCUUCUUUAUAUUAAUGCAAAUUGUAGAGAAUUAAAGAACCCGUUUCAUUGUCAAUUACUUGUCAUAAUUUAAUCAUUUAAACCAUCAACUUCUGCAAGAUUUGUUUUGACAAAUAUAAUUGUUGUGACAAAAAAAUUAACCGUCCGGACGAGUCAGUAAUUUGAAAACAAGAAGGGAUCUAUAUUUAAAUAUGUCCCUGACACCAGUAGGGCGUAUAUUUAUGAAAUACAAGUCUUUUUAUUAUUACAAUUAUGUUUAACAAAUUUUCUGAGUAACAUAAUUUAGUUUAUAAAGUUAACGUUAAAAAUAAUCUGCAUUUGAAACAAUAUACACCACUGUUUAAAUCGCUCAUUUGGAAAAGAAUGCAUGUUGUCACUUUUUCAAUUUUAGAAAAUUGAUAUUUUAAAGAGUACAACGCUUUGUUUUAAAGUUUAAUGACUAAAACUGAAAGUGCUUUUUACAAAAUGUUAUAUGUUGAUGUUCAAUGUGUGUAUUGCCUUACUAACAAUAGCGUGUAAUUAUAUAUGAUACUAUAAUAUACACUUCUUUCGCAUAGUUGUAUAAUAAA
Messenger RNA from Dreissena polymorpha, 1833 nucleotides. RefSeq lists its product as uncharacterized. The transcript is spliced from 2 exons. Lineage: Eukaryota; Metazoa; Mollusca; Bivalvia; Myida; Dreissenidae. Bases 192 to 827 code for a protein of 211 amino acids. The record is from RefSeq and is a predicted model, not a curated record.